Messenger RNA from Trypanosoma rangeli, 1965 nucleotides. RefSeq lists its product as uncharacterized. The transcript has a single exon. The record is from RefSeq and is a predicted model, not a curated record. Bases 1 to 1965 code for a protein of 654 amino acids. Lineage: Eukaryota; Euglenozoa; Kinetoplastea; Trypanosomatida; Trypanosomatidae.
AUGAAGGUUGUGGCACCUCGUGUGGGACCGCCCGCUAAGGGACGCUGCGCCCUCGAGGGCGAGCAUGCUCGCGAGUCAGGCAAGAACAUGGGGGAGGUGGAAAAAAGGUCACGCGCGUUGGAACGGCAGCUGAGGGUGUUGCUAAAUGAGCGCGAAGACCACCUGGAUGCUUUGGAGGAAAUGCAGCGAGCGGCUCGAAGCUCACAGGUGGAGGUUGAACAGCUGAGGGAGGAGCUUCGAAUAAAAGUUGCUGAGGUGGAGGAGGUGCGACAGAGGGCCAGCAAAGAAGCUUUGUGGCUGGUGAAGAGCGAGUGGUAUGACAAACUUGACGAUCUGGCAAGGAACAACACGGAACUUUUUCGCGAGGUGAAUCUUCGGGACAACCACAUUGCGGAGCUCCAGCAGCAGGUGUGCGAAUUCAACAAGGUAAAAAACAAAGAUGCCUCGUUGCCUGAAAAAGUCACAGUACUGACGGCGGAGCUCUUGCGUCGGGAAAAACUAAUGGGUGAAAAAGACGCUGUGCUUUACGCCUACGAAGCGCGUCUGGAGCGGGCGGAGCGGGCGACCCUCAGUGCACUGGAGUCGCAGUGCAAGGUGGAGACUCGGGUUUGUGAGCUUUUGAGAGAGCGGGUUGAACAUCUGCGGGCAUUGACGUCGUUGUCUGCACGAAAUGAAGAACUUGAAGCAUGCUUGGCAAAGGACAUGCCGUGUGGUUCAGGUGUGAGCGAUACGGUGGUGCACGUGUCAGAGCAGCCCAUUGAUAUGUGUGAGGAGACGGGGACGGAUAUCGGUCAGUUGGGGAAAUGUGAGUCUCUGGUCAGCCUUCUUAUGUUCCGUCUUGCCGCCAAUGAAGCCCAGAUGCAGUUGAGAAGUCGACUUCUAAAGUGGGUGGCAUUUGCGCUUCAGAAGAAGAGUGCAGAACUGCGGAAUAGUAAGACCGGGGCCCUCGUCUUUUCGGCCUCCAGUGCCUCGUUAAGGUACGCCUCGGAAAUAAAUGGCAGUGACGUUUGCUUGGCGGAGGAGGAAGUAACAAUGUUACAAAGGGAGGCGCAACCUUGCGAAGAGACGCGUGAGCAGCUGCAGAUUGCCCGAAACGAAUUGAAAGUGCAGCGGGAGGAGUAUGAAUGGAAGGAAAGGGCGUACAAGGAGAGAGAAGACAAUCUCUUGAAAAAGAUUGAAACACUCUUGCAGCAACGGACCCGGGAGCCGACAGAAAAGGUUUGUGCGGCAAGUGAGCAGUCGGUCCGCCCGAAUUCGUCUAGUUGCACGAGUGCUGAAGGCCCGUUAUCAGAGGCCAAGGUGAACUCGAAUUCCGUCACUCCCCAAAGUUUGUCCGAUGCCUUUUUGACACAAAACGAACUGGCUCCAGGUGGUAUGAGUGUAACUGAGGAGGAGAAGGAAAAAGCUGAGAAGGCUCUCUCGAGCGCUGUUGAGAGUCUUACUUUGCUGCAAGACAAAUCAGAGAUUAAUGCCAUUAUCACAACGCUUCUUUCUUUGCAUCGAGAAGGGCUUGAGGUGUGGCGUAGGAAAGCGUUAUUGGCGGAACAGCGAGUGGAGAACUGGGAGGCAGCAUUUUCUACGCUAUCAGUUUUCCUUCAGGGAAGCAUACUUCCCUACGUGCUCGUGCUGGAUGAGAUGUACGCCACUGCCGUGACAGAUAAAAUGAAUCUGUUUGCCGAGGCCACCUGCUGCAUAACAGGAGAAGCUUCCACUAACAUGUACGAGGUGCGUGGGUGCGCUCUGAAGGUCAGCAGAGAAUUUAUCAUGUUGAAGUACUGGGGUAACUGGCGACUUUCUCUGGAGGCUUCCCGGUUGGUUAGGUUGAGGGAAAAGGCAACCCGAACGAUGUCUUCCAUGGCUGAGCAAUAUGAGCAGCUGGGGGCUAUCACUCAACGUGCAAUGACGCGAAUAAAAGAUCUCGAGGGAUCUUCGGGUGACACCCGUACUGUUGUCGCAGGUGUGUAG